Messenger RNA from Rodentolepis nana, 1695 nucleotides. The record is from the annotation of a GenBank genome assembly. Lineage: Eukaryota; Metazoa; Platyhelminthes; Cestoda; Cyclophyllidea; Hymenolepididae.
AUGCAAUUUAAUCAAUUUCGAAAUCAUCGAUUUCUCAACAUAAGCGCACUUCUUGCGUCCGGGGAGUUUAUUAUUGACGAUAAUGGUUACUUGGUUGCUAUUGGCAAUGGAACCCGUUAUCGCCUACCCUCGGGACCACCGGAAGGUCGUGCCAGUGAAUCCUACGAGCUUCAACCCAUCCUCCCAGGAAAGAAUCAACAACUUGCAGAUUCAGCUGUAGAUUGGCUGGACCUUACCACACCCGCUACUGCAAUCGCCACUACCCACAAUAAUAAUCCGCUGUAUACAUCCUCGCCGGCAAGUAAUUUCACAAUUUCUGACAGUCAAGGUUCACCUGAAAUGCUCAGUUUAUAUCUAGGAUUAGCAGCGUGUUCUGUUGCAAUACUUGUCAACUUCGCCUUAAUCGUUGUCAGUUGCUGGCGGCUAUUUCGUAGAAAAAGAAGAAGGAAGCCAGACAAUUCUAUAAAAAUGGAGACAUUUAGUGAACUUGUUCAUGCAAGUGUCGAACUUCCAGUAGCUGAAAAGAAUACAAUUCAGUCACCACCAAUAGCGUCAAACACUUCUAGUAGUCAUUCCAGUUCAGUCUCUCUCAGUUCCGAUGAUUCCACAUUGCACAAUAGUCGUUCUCGCUCAAAAAAACUGCCGUUAGAUAGAAAUCAUCAAAAACCCAAAACAGAACCAAUCAGGAGUUAUAUUAAUAACCCACGAACUUGUCUUGGCGUGGGAAUACACAUUGGAAUAUUAGGCAUUCUACUUGCAAUCAUCCACUUGGUUGUCUCAUACUUUCACUUUACUCAAAUGCAAUUUAGCUCUGUUCUGUGUCUCUUAAUGACCUCGAUAACAACAGAUACUCUUUAUUGCGUUCUGUUUGAUCUUAUAACCUGCUUUCUGUGCUUGAUCCUUAUCGGAUAUUUAUCACAUCCAUCAAGCAUCCGAUCAAAGCAGCAUAGAUUUGCAUGUUUAGCCUUAUCCCAUUCACUUCCAUGGGCUUUAGCUGCAGGAUUUGCCUUGUUCAUUACUCUCAAACCCACAAAUACAUCUGUCCAGGGCAGCAUAUUCUUCACCGGAUAUAUUUCCGUCUGCCUGAAAGUCCACCAACAAAGCCUGCAUAUUCAAGAGCUCAUAUUACUGGUUGUGAUUCCAUUAAUCGGCGACUUUGUUGUGGUGAUUUUCUUCUUCUGCUACUGUAAACGUCUUCCUGCGAGAGUUUGUCUUCUUUCCACUCUCAUGCCUAUUAUAAAUCUCACCUCCUUUACGCCUACACUUCUGAAGAACCUGCCGAACUUUGUUCUCCUUCCGCUCAUUCUUAAUCCAAUUGUGAUUUGCAUUCUCUAUCGGUUCACAAUGCCUAGGGGGGACAUGAGAGCUCCCGAAGGUGAGGUCAUGGUGAUUAACAAGGAACGAUCCCCACUUCACCAGACUUUUCCCAAUGUGUCCCCAUCAAUUUCUUCGGAUGUCUACUUUCCUCAGGCCAUACUGGCCAUUACACCACAUAGGUGCAACCAUGCGAAUGGUAUCCCAUCCAUAAUGCCUCCGAAAGUAUGUUCGCAUUUUCAGCAGAUUGUAGCACAUUCACAGAACUGCACCCUCGAAAGAAGAUCGUGUAAUGAGAUCAUUCAACCAGCCGGUAAGAUUUCUGCUUUAAAAUUUGCGCCAAUUAAGAAGAUGCAGUUAAAUAUUUAUUGGUUAAAAUGA